Molecule: messenger RNA, 1660 nt
Organism: Thalassophryne amazonica
Lineage: Eukaryota; Metazoa; Chordata; Actinopteri; Batrachoidiformes; Batrachoididae
Product: transcription factor AP-4-like
Exons: 8
Coding region: 187-1200 (337 amino acids)
Biological process (GO): regulation of transcription by RNA polymerase II
Cellular component (GO): nucleus
Molecular function (GO): protein dimerization activity; DNA-binding transcription factor activity, RNA polymerase II-specific; RNA polymerase II cis-regulatory region sequence-specific DNA binding
Source: RefSeq, a predicted model, not a curated record
CACACCGGAGGGAACCCCAUCAGCUGUGGCUAUACACACACACACACAGCUUGAACUUUUAUUAUUAUUAUUUUUCUGCUGCACGCUGCAUUGUGCAGAUACAGCGAUUGUGCGGCAGGAGUUUGCGCGUUUCUCCGGUGAAGAGCUGCAGCGGCGCCGGCACUUUGAGAAGGUGGCUUUGGAAGUAUGGAAUAUUUCAUGAUGCCCGCAGACAACAUAGCGUCCAUACAGCACUUCAAGAAGACUGAGAAGGACGUGAUCGGAGGCCUGUGCAGUCUGGCCAAUAUCCCCCUCAGUCCAGAAACGGCUCAGGACCAGGAGCGACGAAUCCGUCGUGAGAUUGCGAACAGCAACGAACGUCGAAGGAUGCAGAGCAUCAAUGCUGGCUUCCAGUCCCUCAAAAGACUGCUGCCCCACACAGACGGAGAGAAGCUCAGCAAGGCAGCGAUCUUGCAGCAGACUGCAGAUUACAUCUUCACCCUGGAGCAGGAAAAGACACAACUCCUGGCACAGAACAACCAGCUGAAGCGCUUUUAUUCAGUGCAGAAGGAGUUUGGUGGCUCAUCACCGAAGAGAAGACGAGCAGAGGAGAAGGAUGAAGGAAUUGGGUCUCCAGACAUGCUAGAAGAGGAGAAGGUAGAGGAGCUGAGGAGGGAGAUGCUCGAGUUACGGCAGCAGCUGGACAAGGAGCGUUUGGCUCGUAUUGUGCUGGAGGAGCAGAUGCGGUCUCUGGACAACCAGUUAUACCCAGAGCAUCAGAAAGUAAUCAUCCAACAGGUGGAGGAAGAGCAGGCCCAUAUCCAGAGUCAGACGCUGUUACGGCUGCAACAGAUCCACGGUCAAGCUGUCGACAGACAAACUCACAGUCCACAGAUGAUGGCUCCUCCCACUGCCCCUGCCCCAACCCACCACCCUACGGUCAUCGUCCCUGCUCCAACACUAAUCCAACACCCCCACCAUCACAUCACCGUGGUAACCAUGAGCCCAUCUGUCCACACCAGCACUGUUUCCACAUCCAGACAGAACCUGGACACUAUUGUGCAGGCCAUCCAGCACAUUGAACGCACUCAGGAGAAGAGGGGCAGCGCGGAUGAGGAGCAGAGACGAGCCGUCAUCGUUAGCCCUGGCCAUGUUGCUAUGGAUACAGCCUGCUCAGAUACAGACACGGAUACGGAGGGAGAAGAAUGUUCGAUGAACUAACCAUCCACCGAACAAACACACAGUCACUAACAGAUGUGAUACCAGCUCACUGUUAAGAUUCCCUCCAGAAGUUUGACUUUUUUUUUUUACUUUGUGUUGGCAUUAUCCAAAUUUUUAAGUCCAGUAGUUAAGCUUUAAUCUUGUACUGUAAAAUCCUUGCAGAUUAAAAAAAAAGAAAAGAUAUUUAGCAGUCAGAGGAGACCUAUUAGGAUUACUAAUCCCCCCCCCCCCCCCCCAAAAAAAAAUAUACCUGCCCAAGGUGUGUGGCUGUAGGAACUGUGGGAUUGAGUCUGAGGACAGACCCUGGUGUGGGUUAUGAAGUCUGCCACUAAAGGAUCUCCUCACGGGGGUUAAAAACACUUUGGUUCCUCUUUAAUACGUUUGUGUGCUGCAGUCAAAGUAUCAAGGUAACAGUCAUUGCUGGCGUGCUGACAGUAUUAUUGAGAAAUGUCAGUUUUAC